AUGGCCUCUUGGGAAUUCAAGAAUGCGCCCAUUCACAACGAUCGCGAACCCCCGGGUGGUCCCUCUGUUCUCGACCAUGACAACCUACAGCUUCGACGGCUAGGUAAAAGGCCAGUACUGAAGCACAUUCACCAUUGCCUUGACCAAGUUCGUGCCCCUUAUUGCCGCCCAUACAUUUCAUUGCUAACGGGGAGUAGUGGGGGUUCCGCUGGCGCCGUGUACGCGUUCAUCUUCGCUUGGAUAGGAACUACCUGUUGCUUUCUCAUGUUGUCCGAAUUGGCCUCGAUGGCACCUACGUCAGGGGGACAAUAUCAUUGGUGCGCGAUGCUUUCUCCGCGCAGUACAAUGAAAUUCACUAGCUACCUCACUGGCUGGCUGGCUGUAAUUGGAUGGCAAGCCGCGUUCGCAUCAGCGGCUUAUCUUUGCGGGACUGAAAUCCAAGGUGCCGCAAUCCUCGCACAUAAGCAUUAUAACUCUGAGGCUUGGCAAGGUACAUUGAUUAUGUGGGCUAGCAUGCUUGUUGCACUCGUAGUCAACUUGGUUGGGGGCAGGUUCUUUCCAAGGCUCGAAAACUUUGUUUUGGUCAUUCAUAUUCUGGGAUUCUUCGGGAUCCUUAUUCCCUUGACGUCUCUGUCAGAUCACAAGACGAAAGAGCAAGUUUUCACUAAAUUCCUUAACGGAGGCAACUUCGCCAGUCAAGGACUUUCUUGGUUCGUGGGGAUGAGUGGCUGUGUGUUUGCGUUUGCAGGAGGCGACGCUGCCGUGCACAUGGCCGAGGAAGUUUCCGAUGCUUCGCGAGUUCUUCCUCGCGCAAUCAUGCUUAGUGUGGCUAUCAAUGGAAGUCUCGGGUUUGGUAUGUUGAUAGCAAUGCUUUUCUGUGUCGGCAAUGUGGACGAUGCAUUGAAUACAUCGACUGGCUACCCCUAUAUCGAGAUUUUUUACCAGGCAACAAAAUCUAUCCCUGGGGCUCUGGCCAUGGUGUCCAUCAACCUCAUCAUUACGGUCUGUGCAGUUAUCGGUAUUCUUGCUACAACAUCACGCCAGUUCUGGUCGUUUGCGCGUGAUCGUGGUGUCCCGGGCUGGCGUUGGUGGAGCCGUGUCUCCCCGAAACACCUUCCAACAUAUUCCAUCUACCUGACUAUGACGGUUGCCUGGCUUCUCGGGCUUAUCAACAUUGGCUCGGCCGUGGCUUUGAACGACAUCACCUCAAUGGCCGUUUCUGGUCUCUAUGCAUCAUAUUUGAUCGUUGGAGUCCUACUCCUUUAUCGCCGUUGCCGUGGACAUAUCGCCGGUUAUGAUGAGAAUGGGCAGACAUUGAUAAAUGUUCCAGGCGCGCCUCUCGUCUGGGGGCCAUUCCGCGUGCCUGGUAUCGUGGGUAUUCUGGUGAACAUCUGCGCGUGCAUCUAUAUUGUCAUCGUCGUCUUCUUCAGUUUCUGGCCUCCAAAGAUGAAUCCAAGCCUCGAGGACAUGAACUUCAGUGUCGUAGGGACCAUUGGGGUUGCCAUCCUGGCCGUCGCAUACUAUAUAUUACGGGCUCGUCACGUAUACAAAGGCCCGAUCAUGGAAGUCUCAUGA
Messenger RNA from Penicillium cataractarum, 1575 nucleotides. RefSeq lists its product as uncharacterized. The transcript is spliced from 6 exons. Gene Ontology annotation, cellular component: membrane. The record is from RefSeq and is a predicted model, not a curated record. Bases 1 to 1575 code for a protein of 524 amino acids. Gene Ontology annotation, biological process: transmembrane transport. Gene Ontology annotation, molecular function: transmembrane transporter activity. Lineage: Eukaryota; Fungi; Ascomycota; Eurotiomycetes; Eurotiales; Aspergillaceae.